Messenger RNA from Cyclopterus lumpus (lumpfish), 3828 nucleotides. RefSeq names its product hormonally up-regulated Neu-associated kinase (gene hunk). Gene Ontology annotation, biological process: protein phosphorylation; intracellular signal transduction. Lineage: Eukaryota; Metazoa; Chordata; Actinopteri; Perciformes; Cyclopteridae. The coding region runs from base 463 to 2526 and encodes 687 amino acids. The transcript is spliced from 9 exons. Gene Ontology annotation, molecular function: protein serine/threonine kinase activity; ATP binding. Gene Ontology annotation, cellular component: cytoplasm. The record is from RefSeq and is a predicted model, not a curated record.
CACACACACACACACACACUAAGAAACGCCCACCCAUAUGACCGGUAAAGUCAGUUCAAACUGAAAAACACGCUGCCUGCACGUAGACUAUUCCGGAGACGUCCAUGUGUGGAGCAGGGGAGCAGAGUAGGAGCCUUUACCUCUUGACUGAGCUGCAGAUUUGUUUUUGUUAGACCAACACAAGUAUGAAGACAGGUUGCAUCACUUUACAACUUUCCAUGAUUGAGUCCGACAUUUUUUUCUCCGUCGAUUCAAUCUGAGCUCAUCCACUAAUCGAGACGCGUCUCGGAAUCUGCUGAGUGGCUUCACUGGACGCUUUGGGCGAACAGGUGGCGCGAGCUUGUCUUAAUUUGUUAUUAAGGGCAAGACGCAGGCACGUUAAGCAUUUAAUACCCACCUUCAAGGUGGGAGCUGCGUCCUUUUCUCCCUCGUUAAAACGGGCCACUGGACAAGGGAGCUGGGAUGCCAGUUGCAGACAGCGACAUGGUAGUAGACAACAGCCACGGGGUUUAUGAGGGUACAACCCCAAAUGGUGCCGGGAAUGACAGCAUCCUCCCGGCCUCAUGCAGUCCUGCGGCGGAAAUGCUGAAGAACUUUUACCACACCAAACGGGUCGGGAACUAUCUAAUCGGGAGGAAGCUGGGAGAAGGAUCGUUCGCCAAAGUUAGAGAAGGUCUCCAUGCGUUGACUGGGGAAAAGGUGGCGGUGAAGGUAAUCGACAAGCGGAAGGCCAAGAAGGACUCAUAUGUGACCAAGAACCUGCGGAGGGAAGGCCACAUCCAGCAGAUGAUCCGCCACCCCAACAUCACGCAGCUGCUGGACAUCCUGGAGACAGACAACAGCUACUACCUGGUGAUGGAGCUGUGUCCCGGCGGGAACCUCAUGAACCGCAUCUACGACAAGAAACGCCUGGAAGAGCGGGAGACUCAGAAAUACAUCCGGCAGUUGGUGCUGGCCGUUGAGCACCUGCACAGAGCAGGAGUGGUGCACAGGGAUCUGAAGAUAGAAAACCUCCUGUUGGAUGAGCAGGACAACAUAAAGCUCAUAGAUUUCGGCCUCAGUAACUGCGCAGGUAUCUUGGGAUACUCUGACCCAUUCAGCACCCAGUGUGGAAGUCCUGCCUACGCUGCCCCAGAGCUGCUCGCCAGGAAGAAGUACGGGCCGAAGGUGGACGUCUGGUCCAUUGGUGUGAACAUGUAUGCGAUGUUGACUGGGAACCUGCCGUUCACCGUGGAGCCCUUCAGCCUCCGAGCCCUGCACCAGAAGAUGGUGGACAAGGAGAUGAACCCUCUACCUCCCUCACUCUCCUCAGCUGCUAUCUGUCUUCUGAAGAAGCUUCUUGAGCCAGAUCCCAACAAGCGUCCCAACAUCCAUCAGGUGAUGGCUGAUUCCUGGCUACAGCUGGCCAACAAGAACACAGGGGCACCGUACCUCAACAGGAUUCACAUUGAGGAAAUAAACCACACGGUGUUGCUGCAUAUGACGGAGAAGAUGACCUACAAGCACAGUGAGGUGCUCAGCGCCGUCCUCACCAACCGGGCCUGCCACACUCUGGCCGUCUACUUCCUCCUCAACAAGAAAAUGAAGAGACUCUCUAAAGAGUACAGGGAGAUGCAGUUCCAAGAAAAAAAGAAAGGAGAAAAGCAGAAAAGCGAAUUCUACCAGACCCAGUGGAGGAAGCAUGUGGACAAGCUCACCAUCCCCCCCAAGCAGACGCCCAUCUACCUGGCUGUUGCCAAGGGGCCCAGCAAGGAGAAGAAACACAGAACAGGUUUGUUGCGUGCCAUAACUGGUGGCCAUCGUAAUUCCCCUCUGGCACCACCUGGCACCGUCGCCUCUUCAUCCAUGGAAUAUCUAGAGAUCCAACCUCUCUUUUCCAACACCCCUAAGCAACGGAGGCGCUUGGCCACCCUCCCUCAAGUUAAUACGAGCCCAGAACACAACAUACCUGCCCCACCAGCACCAUCGCCGAUCGGCAUGCAUUCCUAUGGCUCCCUCUCCAAAGCCGAGCAAAUUGAAGACACCCCCACCUCCACCUCACCCUGGUACAAGCUGACCAACGGGACUCUGUCCCCACCCCGCCACGUCUCUGCUUUCCAACCUGACUCUUCGUACUUGAAGAAGGCCACAAUCCCCAGCCCUCCUGUGCUCAUUGUCAACCCACAGCCCAAGAAGAGCAUAUCGUCCGAUUGGGGCGGUUCUUCCGACACCAGCGGCAGCCCUCCCAGCACGAUAGGAAGCCCCCCAGGCAGCUCGGCUUUCAGCCCUCCGAAGUCCGCCUUCAGCCCCCUCAACCCCACCUCAGCAUUCAGUCCUCCUUCCAGCAGCGGCAGCAGCGAUCCCGACAGCCCGACACACCGCAGCAAGUUCCCGUCCAUGGGAAUUGGACAGCUCCUAAAGAAGAAGAUCCAGCUGCAGCCGUUCUCCUUCCGGCCAGAACAGGUCCUUGAGGAAGUGGUGUCCCCGCCGCCUUACCCCAUGCAAACUCUUCUCUGUGCUUCCGGUGCACUCAAGACCCUCUGCUGAGGGAUACACGAAAAAAAGAAAAGAAAGACUGAACUCAAGUGCCCACUCAACAUUUUGUUUAAGUUGAAGAGGUCUUCCAGAGCGGCCUUUUGAACUGUUCCUUUAUUGUGACUGAGCCACUUUUCUAGACAUUUAAAAAAAAAAUUAAAAAAGAAGAACAACAAAACAAAGAGUAUACAAUAUUGUAUCUCUAGUCACUGCUCUCAUUAUGUAAUAAGAGGUUGGUGACGCUGAAAAGAUGAGAUUUGAAACCCUGAGCAAUGACUAAACCUUGCUGUGGCCUAGAUGCAGAGUGGACAUGGGACAUCAUGUAAUACACACACACGCACAUACAUACACACACAACACUGUAUUAUAAACUGAGUUAAGACGUAUUCUCUUAUGUAAUAUUGCUGUAACUGGUUACUAAUUGAGCCGCAGACUGAUUCACACCAGCUAACAGAUCCCAACUCUUACCCUAACCCUGAUUACAUGUCUAAAUGUUUUGUCUCUGUGAAAACACUCACUGACUUCCAGCCAACUGGCACUGUAUCAAUGCUGACUGGAGGAAGAAGCUCACUGCACUAUUCUUAAAAAUCAAAACCUGUAGUAACAACGGUGUCUACCAUCUUUUACCUCACUGCAUUAUUCAUACAUCGCUGUGUCACAGCAGUCGAUUGUGACACGCUUGUGUGGAUUUGGCCACAGCGUUGCAGUGUCUGAGCGUCAGUAAAAAGAAGAGUCAUGCUCUUCCUUUGUAGCGCAUUCUCAUAAACUGAUAAUAUCCGUCACUUUUUAUAGUUAAGUGUUGCAUCACUUCCCACAGGUAAACUGUCAACGUCUUAGUUUUGACUUGCUCACAGCCUGUUCAGUCAGUUUUUGAAAAAAGAAAAAAAAAGAUCCAAAAGCCUUAUGAAACUUAUGAACCUCACAAAAGGCAAGGUGGGAGGAUCACGUAACAUCUCUGAAAAUAAUUCACUUCCAUUUGUCUUAAUGCUGUAGUCUGUGCAAUAGUCUUAAGUGUUAACUGCAAUGACAAGUAUUUGCCAAGAGCUCUCUGAGAGUGAUGUGACCAUUGUGCUUGUAAAUAACUGACUCCUGUGUUUUCUGUCACGUAUGCCGUUCUGUACGAAGCGAUUGUAAAAUGUCUGUCACACUGACAUUUUUAGCCGCUCCAUAAAACUGUUUGACAAAGAAGGUUUCCAUGGCAACAUGAGGCUUCUCGCUGUUAAGAUACUGUAGAAUCUCCAUCCAUCCAUCCAUCCAUUUUCAAUACCGCUUAUCCUCAUUAGGGUCGCGGGGGCGCUGGAGCCUAUCCCAGCU